UCCCAGACAAUACCAGCAAUACCCGCAGUGCACAGCACUAGAACUAGGUUUGAAGCUUGGCUCUGAAAGUGAAACUUCAGCUGGCUAAAAAGGCAAGACUUUGUUACUAUUUUGAGCUGCAUAUUCUGUUGGCCAAAUAACAGUAUAACAAGCGCACAGCAGCAGAAAAAGGAAUGAAGCUUGGCUCUGAAAUGCAACUUUUGCCAGGCAAAAGGCAAACUUUUUUUUUGGCAAGGCAAACUUUUGUUACUAUCCCGAGCUGGGUAUUCUGUUGGCAAGAACGAAUUCUGACUCUGCACAGGGUAACUGGUUUUAGCAGUCACGGAGGACCUUUAUCCCAGCCUGGGCUUACUUGCUUGCCUCCAGAGUAAACAAGCCACCUGGCAGCCAUCCAGGAUCUUCACUUAUCGUCCUGUUCACUUUCAGAGAAGCUGAAGAGCAACCUACAAUGUAUUUAGUUCAGUUCUAGACUAGCAGAUCUGUUGUGUGGCAUUAGCUUAAAGACUUUGAGGGGUCCCUCUCAGGCCCUGAGGGUGAACCCCAUGGCAGUGCUGCCAAACUGCGCUUUUGCUUUCUCUUAUAACACAUCUGUGUUGUCUAAGAAAACGCUGUGAUUUAAAAAAAAAACAAAAUUUGCCCGUUUUUAAUUGAUGUGUAAAGUUGAAAACGGCGGUGCCUCCCGCUACCCUUCCCCACAGCCACCGCCCGCCGUUCCGCGUGGAGGGGCAGUGGCGGCCGCCAUCUCGGCUGAGGGCAGACGCGGUUUCGCGCCGGCUCGGCCGGGCAGGGCGCGCGGAGCAGCCAUCUUGAGCACACGGCUGCGGGAGCAGGGAAUUGCACAGACUCCGCGCGGCCAUGGGGAGGAUCGGGCUGCAGCUCCGCGCCACGCUGGAGAACAUCACCCGGCUGAGGGCCGAGGGCCAGGAUUUCAGAUGGUACCUCAAGCUGAAAUGUGGGAACUGCGGUGAAGUCUCUGAAAAGUGGCAGUACCUGCGGCUGAUGGACAGUGCUCCCCUGAAAGGAGGCCGAGGAAGCGCCACGAUGGUGCAGAAGUGCAAGCUGUGCUCCAGGGAGAACUCCAUUGAGCCACAGGAAAUGACAGGCACAUUCUGGACAUGUUCAGGGAGACAGCAAGGCCUCCUGGAAAUUGCUGUGAAGGAAGAUCCUAGUGCUUGCUUUGUGCUGAAUAAAACGGAAGACAUAAUGCCACUGUCCUGGUUUAGGGCAAAUUUGGGAGAAAACCUCUGAAUGGUGCCCCUCCCCCAACUGGGUCCCGGAAAGAUUUCCUUGCAGAAAAGUGGAAAAAACUGUUCAUUUAACAAGCAAAGUAUCUACAAGCAUAAAAAAAAUAAUAAUAUUAACAAUAAAACCUCUCGCUGUUGGAAGAGAUGGCAAAUUCAGAAAGUCCCUGCCGUGGGCUGCAGCUCAGUCUCUUCUCGGUCCCUCCGGCGCUGGAAAGUGCCGAGGCCCCGCUGAGCCACAGCUGGGAGCUCCCAGGGUUUGUCUGGGUUUGCAGUCCAGAGCAGGCUUGAAAUGAUCCAAGGGAAAAGAAAAACAGGGAAUUUCUCUGUCUCAGCUAGCUAAAAACUGAAAGCAAAGGAGCGCUGUCCGUUGUCUGAGCACGCUGCAGACAGCACAGGCCAGAGCAGCAUGCGUGCCAGCAAACACUGUUUCUCAAAAUAAACUGCGUGUUUGUUUUUUCCCUCCCCUUGCGCUCGCCUUGCGCUCCCUUAAAGGUACAGAACUUAAUAUCCAGCAUAAACAGAAUGGACAGUUGGGGAUGCAAGCAUCACAGAGGUCAGCCCAGGACAGCCACUCACUUGUAUACUUUUUGUU
Poecile atricapillus (Black-capped chickadee) is the source of this 1836-nucleotide messenger RNA. It is a transcript of the gene CZIB, whose product is annotated as CXXC motif containing zinc binding protein. The transcript is spliced from 6 exons. The record is from RefSeq and is a predicted model, not a curated record. Gene Ontology annotation, molecular function: zinc ion binding. Bases 856 to 1248 code for a protein of 130 amino acids. Lineage: Eukaryota; Metazoa; Chordata; Aves; Passeriformes; Paridae.